CAUCACGUUGCUGCCUGUGUGCGUCCAGACGCAGCCGCCUGGACUCGCCUGUCAUCUGGAGGAAACUCCUCCCCGCAGACAGCACGUCCUGUCGCCUUUCCAGCGCAAUGGUCUCCUGGAUCAUCUCUAGACUUGUGGUACUUGUGUUUGGUACACUUUACCCCGCGUACUCAUCCUAUAAAGCUGUGAAGACAAAAGAUGUGAAAGAAUAUGUGAGAUGGAUGAUGUACUGGAUAAUAUUUGCCCUGUUCACUUCUGUGGAAGUGUUUACAGACAUGUUUAUCUGUUGGCUUCCUUUCUACUAUGAACUGAAGAUGGCCUUUGUGGUGUGGCUGUUGUCCCCUUACACCAGAGGCUCCAGUGUGCUAUACAGGAAGUUUGUUCAUCCCACGCUUUCCUCAAAAGAAAAGGACAUUGAUGACUACAUCGGCCAAGCAAAGGACAAAAGCUAUGACACACUGGUGCAUUUUGGGAGAAAAGGGCUGAACGUUGCGGCCACAGCGGCAGUCAUGGCUGCAACAAAGAGCCAAGGGGUCCUGUCAGACAGACUGAGGAGUUUCAGCAUGCAGGAUCUGUCCUCCUAUCAGUCUGACCCUGUUAACACCGACCCUGAACCUACGCAGCCUGCACCAACACAGCAUCGGACCAGAUCUAUGAUGCGCAGCAAGUCAGAGAGCUACAACAAGGGUACAGGACAGGAUUUUGACAUGACUGAUUAUGAGGUGUUGGGGUUGGACCAGUUGGACUCCAAGGGGUUGCUAUCCCAGAGCAUUUCACCUUCUGAGUCUGAGUCCACAGCUUUUACACUCUCACUGACACCCGAGUCCUCCCCACCCUCCACGCCCUCUCCACCUCCCUCUCCACCGGCUCCAGAGCAGCUUGAGGAGGUGGGGAAAGGGGUGCAGACAGCAUCAAGCUCUCCACAGCUCAGGCUGAUUAAGAGGAAGGCUCCUGAGCCUCCUCUUAGAGUCUUAAGGCCUCUCACAAGAUCCAGGAGUGCUCUUUCUUCGAACAAUGAAGCCAUGUGAAACUAGUCCUCAAGACUACUCCAGCUGCCUUUGCUGCAAGAAGUGAAAAUACUGAAUGGCCAAAAUCUACAUGACUAAAGCAGCCUUGCUUUGGAAUAAGGUAUUACCAAAGUGACCUAUUAUGACCCCUCUAUAUAAAGUAUAUAGCUCGUGGCUCAUGAUGAUAAAAAAAUGAGGUUUGUGACAUUGAAAUAGAACAAAUGAAUGAAUGGGCUCCAUGCUGAAAUUUUGAGUUUGUGGGUAAUUGAAUAUGUAUUUUAUGUACAGUUUGUGUGUACUUCAUCUUUCUGAUUUGAUUGUUUUUAUAUAUCAGGUUUCGGGUAAGCAAUUGCAUGUGUGUCUUCCCGGUAAUUAGUCCGCUGUUUAUUAAACAGAAUGUACUGUCACUGAACACUAAAGCUGGCACUGAGAGUGACAUGGUCGCUGUUAGAGAAUGUGUUAGAUGCCAAGGAUCAAAAGAAAAGGCAUGGCUGUUUUUAACCCUCAUUCGAUCUGUUAUGGAGAAAACAUCUGUGAGAAUUCUGCACUGAUUAUCACAUCAAGGUGUUGCAAAGUCAGUCGAUUAUCCAAAAACAUAUUCUGAGAUAAGACAACCUACUUUUGUUGUAGUGAAAAGUAAAAACAGCAGUGGCAGACAAUAUUCUGUAAUUUACCUCUCUAUUAAAGCCUUAAGUAAAGACAUAGCAGAGACAUAAACAAUAUAUAGUCUCCACACUUGAUUUAAGUAUUUCUAACACAACUAUCUUCUCAUUAAACAAUCAUUUUGCACUAUGUUUAGAAAACCACUGCUCUCGAUACUCUGAAAUGGCCAAAAAUGACAUAAAACAAAGAUAACAUAAUAAAUGAAUAGCUGAAUGUUAUCACAAAUUACUUUUAUUAUUUCUUAAUUCGUCUGUGGUAGAGACAUAAUUUCCUGUGUAACAAGUAAUAGCAUUCACAUCACAGAGAAAUAUAAGAAACCAGUACUACAAGAGGUUUUCUCUCUGGAGCAGACUGUUUUUGACAAUCUACUGUUCAGUUUGUAUGCACAUUUUGUCAUUUAAUUGACCAUUUAUUUGGUAAUUUAAAGCCUAUUAGGAAUAUGUCCCUUUCAGCUGUAGCAGAAAUGGGAUAUAUAUUGUGGGUAAAUAUUGACUGUAUAUAAACAUGGUUCUUUUUCCAUGUUUGAAAUCACUGUGUAAUGCUCCGCUGUUAACUGAGCAACACUAAACCCAACGAUCUUACCUUCUGCUUGCUUUACUUUUAUUUUUUAGGAGUUCAUUCGAGUGACUUUAUCGGUUUGCAGGUUUACAAACUUACAUUUAACUUAAUAUUGCGUGGUGAUACACUGUAUGUUUUCAUCCUCUACUUCUACUCACUGAGCCCGAAUCAUAGCAACAAUUUUCACAAAGUGUCACUGUGUGGGUUGUUGAUGGGUGGACUUACGCAGUAGAUUUAUAAUUUUCAUCAUUGUAUCUGUAUCAUUAACGGUGGUUUGAAGUUUGAAACAAAAGCUUCUCAGGUACAACUGUUCUGUUUACACGUCAUUCACUCUGAUGUUGUAGAUACACUUGUUAUGCACAUGGAAUGUCCUAAAUGGAUAAAUGGUGAAAAAAAAGAUUAUGUGUUUCCGCGUUAGUGGUAUCAGUGUUAGUGUUGGAAGUGAUUUCCUUCUAUUAAAAUUCAUGCAGAGUAAAAUGGAGAAAAAAAACAUGUCGCAGUAGCAGAUUUGUAUAUUUGUGCGUAGACUGAUGAACUCAUCCUUGCAUGAUGUUUGUUAUUAAUUUGUAUGAAAAUUUGAUUUCUUAAAUGAUUUUGUGUGAAGCUGUUGGCCUCUUUAGAUGCCUUGCUGGUAAACAAUGAAUCAUUUUUUGUCACUUUUGGUUGCUUUGUAGUAAGAAUAUAAAAUGUUACGACUAAAAAUACAUGUUGGCUAUAAUAUUAUAUGAAAACCACGUCUUAUUUACUGAUCAAUUAGCCACUUUGACUUUAGUCAUGAAGAGACACCACUUUCUAAGUUAUCCUAAGAAAUUUUGUUCUGGCAGGCCAGAAUGUCAAAUUAAUUACAAUUUCAACUUGAUUGUGAAUUAUAAAAAAAAAACAAGAAGUUGUGAAGUGAUGACAUGAUGGUUUAUAGCUAUAAAAUUAUCGUUCUACUACAUUAAAUAUUUCUGUUUAAAUCGAUUUACAGCCAUUAAAUAUGAAACAAAACUUUGA
Morone saxatilis (striped sea-bass) is the source of this 3224-nucleotide messenger RNA. RefSeq names its product receptor accessory protein 1 (gene reep1). Gene Ontology annotation, molecular function: microtubule binding. Gene Ontology annotation, cellular component: endoplasmic reticulum tubular network; cytoplasmic microtubule; endoplasmic reticulum membrane. The transcript has 8 exons. The record is from RefSeq and is a predicted model, not a curated record. Bases 108 to 1028 code for a protein of 306 amino acids. Lineage: Eukaryota; Metazoa; Chordata; Actinopteri; Moronidae. Gene Ontology annotation, biological process: endoplasmic reticulum tubular network organization.